Messenger RNA from Arabis nemorensis, 630 nucleotides. NCBI's taxonomy places the organism in Eukaryota, Viridiplantae, Streptophyta, Magnoliopsida, Brassicales, Brassicaceae. The record is from the annotation of a GenBank genome assembly.
AUGGACAAGGGGACAAACUUCGAGCUCCAUGCUCUAAUCAAAUUCAACAUGGUGCCGAGUCCAGUUUCUACUUACUUCAUAACUCUGGAUACAGUUACCCGCCGUCCGCUGCAAACCUUUCAGGAGAGACCACCAAUAAUAGCCCCUUCAUACAUAUGCAUGGCACUUGUACGGAAUUGCCUGAUUGGCCCUCAGAUGAUGAUGCGUUCAAUGAUAUACAACGCUUUUCCUUGGUGGAGGGAUCAGAGUUGCGAUCCGCUUAUUGGAUUCACAGAUCUCUCCAAUUUGGAGAUUGUGAAAGUGGCAAUAGAAACUAGAGAUGGAGAUGUGAAUGAGAGACUCAAGGCCAAAAAUGCAAUCUUCUACAUAGCUUUUAAGGGCUUAGCCACCAAUAUAGCUUUUAAGGGCUUAGCCACCGAUGGUGGUCUUGGUGAGCAUGAUUAUGGUAAGCAUGUUGUACGCAAAGCUAUCAUUAAAAGAUCCGUCCAUGAGCGUACAGGAAACUUGUCUCUCCUGGGUGACUUGGACAAGGAAGAAGAAGAGUUGAAUGUUAUGACUUGGCAAGAAUUCCAUAAGCAAGGUCUGCAGAACAGAAAAUGGAUGACUUGUGCAAGGAAGAAUAAGAGUUGA